CGUCUUUAUCCGUGUGUGCUUCAACACACCAGACUCCAACAUGAGCUCAUUAGCAGAGCUCUGCAGAACUUGACUGCGUGCUAGAGAGGAACACCUUCCCCUGAGGAUUUGAGUUUAAGACCACUGGUUUACAAUCGCAGGGUUGAGUGAACAGGAUGAAGAAAAGCCAGCAUCCGAUCACCUGGGACACGAGGACCUUCAGCCCUUAAGAAAAGGACUUUUUCCAAAAAAUCUUCAAACCGAAAACCAAAAAACCUAAUCAACAAAGAUGGGAAAGCUCUUUUUGGGUUUCGUUGUGGCCAUUGCAUCCUUAGCUUUGGUGGAGUCAUUGACUUGCAACAAGUGCUCCGUAAGUGUGUUUGGCUUCUGCUUGAACGGUGAUAACGUGACCUGUGCUACCAAUGAGGUCUGUUUCACUGGAAGAGCCACGUUCCCGUCCAUCACAGGUUUUAAUGGCUUCAGCAAUCAGGGCUGCAGGGUCAAUGACAUAUUCUGCAAUAAUUCAACCGAUUCAUCUCUGCUGGGCAUCAGCUACACUGCUUCACUUUCCUGCUGCUCCACAGACAGGUGCAACCCCGUCACGAUCAGUGGUGCCCCGUCUACCAAGAUGACCUUCACCGCUGCCAUCACUGGAGCCGUCCUGGCCUCUGUCCUGGGAAGCAAGUUGUAACCAAAUCACAACUGCUAUCAUCUACAUUUAGCUUUUCCUCUUCAUAAUCGAAAGCCCUAUAUAUUCUAAAUCUUUAUGCAAUAAAACUGCUGAUUUAAAUGUUCAGCCAAUGUUCAUGUGAAGGUAUAGUUUCAGGUAGACUCCCAGAUCAUGGAAGUUGAUCAAUGGAAUGUUUCAAAGAAACAUUGAGCUCGUAAAUCUUUCAUUAAGUUGGUUUGGGUUAAUUUCUUCUUAAUCAAAAUAAUUCGAUCCUUCUAUGCUUUUUGUAUGCACUGGGCCCCAGAAUGAUAAAAAUAAAGAAAAUCUCUUGAUAAAUCUC
Messenger RNA from Fundulus heteroclitus (mummichog), 989 nucleotides. RefSeq names its product sperm acrosome membrane-associated protein 4. The record is from RefSeq and is a predicted model, not a curated record. The transcript has 4 exons. The coding region runs from base 269 to 670 and encodes 133 amino acids. Lineage: Eukaryota; Metazoa; Chordata; Actinopteri; Cyprinodontiformes; Fundulidae.